Messenger RNA from Phymastichus coffea, 2160 nucleotides. RefSeq lists its product as uncharacterized. The transcript is spliced from 3 exons. Gene Ontology annotation, biological process: DNA repair; telomere maintenance. Lineage: Eukaryota; Metazoa; Arthropoda; Insecta; Hymenoptera; Eulophidae. The record is from RefSeq and is a predicted model, not a curated record. Bases 1 to 2160 code for a protein of 719 amino acids. Gene Ontology annotation, molecular function: DNA helicase activity.
AUGAAUGAUGAAAAUGAACCUGAAUUACAGUUAUUAUUUUCUUUAAAGCCAGGAACUGACAGACGUAGAUUCAAUUUUCAGCGAACAAAUGAGGUUGCUGCUAUCUUUUCAACCACUGCCGAUGGUGAAAUUCCAGAAUCUUACGUUACUAUUAGGAACAAACAUACAAAACUUUUGCAAUGUGUUAGUACUAUGGAUCCAAACGUGGCACCAUGGAUAUAUCCACUAUUCUAUCCUUAUGGAUCACGCGGUUGGCACCGUAAUUUAGAACGUAUUAAGAUACAUGACAAUGACAUAACUCGACGAAUAACACGAUUAGCUUAUACAAAAUAUAAAAUUGCUAUAAGGCCAGAUGAAUUUAAUGCUAUUAUAAUGGGUCGUCGAUUAUUUCAGCAAUGGAUAGUAGACUCUUAUGUUAAAGUCGAAAAAGAUAGAAUUCAAUGGUGCAAAGAUCACCAAAAAGAAAUAAAAGCAGACACGUAUCAAGGAUUACACGAUUACUUACAAAAUUCUACUAAUGAUAUUGAUGGACAAGUAGGAAAAACUAUUAUUUUACCAUCAACUUUUUUAGGUUCGCCCCGUCAUAUGCAACAAAGUUACCAAGAUGCAAUGGCUUUAGUUGCUAGAACUGGUAAACCAGACAUUUUUCUCACCAUGACUUGUAAUCCUAAAUGGAAAGAGAUUCAAGAAAAUCUUUUACCAGGCCAACAGGCUUGUGAUAUUGUAGCUCGCAAACGUGGUUUACCACACAUGCAUUUAUUGAUAACUUUAAGAAGCGGUUAUAAAAUAACCACACCUGCAAUGGUUAAUAAAUUUAUAUCAGCUGAGCUUCCAAAUAAAGAUACUGAUCCUAUUUUAUAUGACAUAGUUGUGAAAAAUAUGAUACACGGGCCUUGCGGUGAUUGGUGUAUGGUAAAUAAUAAAUGCUCAAAAGAAUUUCCGAAAGAAUUCCAAAAUGAAAAUAUUAUGGAUAAAACUGGCUAUCCUCAUUAUCAAAGGUCGAAUAAUGGUAUUACUCAUGAAUUACUUAAUGGUCAUGUAGUUAAUAAUCGAUGGAUAGUACCGUAUUGUCGGGAAUUAUUAGAAAUGUUUGAUUGUCACAUAAAUGUAGAAAUCGUAUCAAGUGUUCGAGUUGUAAAAUAUUUAUAUAAAUAUAUUUAUAAAGGACACGAUGCAGCAACAGUAACUAUUGGGAAUGAAAAUGUAUCUACAAAUAUUAUUAACCACGAUGAAGUUAGCAGUUUCAUAGAAACUCGAUAUGUCGGACCUGUUGAAGCAUGUUAUCGAAUUUUUAGCAAGCCAUUGCAAGAUAAAAGUCAUGCUAUAGAACGACUACCAAUUCAUUUACCACAUCAGCAAUACGUAGUAAUUUCAAGUAACGCAGAAAACAUUGUAGACAAUCUGCAUCAUGCGAGUACAGCUUGCCUAGAAUUAGGAUUAAUAGAAGACGACGAAGAAUGGGCUAAAGCGAUGGAGGAAGCAAGAAUAUGGAUGAUGCCACGUAGACUUCGACAAUUGUUUGUUCGAAUUUUAAUACAUUAUCAACCUAUACACCCUGAAGAAUUAUGGGAUAAGUUCAAAGAUGCAUUGUCGGAAGAUUUUUCGCGAACGCACGACGUUAUUAUAAGUCAUCAAAUGGCAUAUGCUGAAAUUAAUAAUUUAUUGAAUUAUGAAGGUAAGAGUUUGGCUGACUACCCUACUAUGGAUCAAACAGUAGUUAGUCAUUUAUUAUUAGAAAACAAUAAUGAAUCAUUACAAUCAAAUUAUAAAGAAAUUGGAGAACGUCAAUAUCAGCUAUUGAAUGAACAACAAAAAGAAAUUGUCGACGUUGUUUUGAACUUAGCAAAUGAGACUAAUAAUCAUGACAAUAAUUGUAUAUACAUCGAUGGUCCAGUAGGAUCAGGAAAAACUUUCAUUUACACAUCUAUUUAUAAUUUACUGUGCUCAAAAAAAAUCAAAGUAUCUUCAAUGGCCUUCACUGGAAUUGCAGCAAUAUUACUUCCACAAGGAAAAACAGUACAUAAAACAUUUGGUCUUCCUGUUCCUAUGUACAGUGACUCAUCGUCAAGUAUAACAGCGCAAUCUAAGGAUGGCCUUCUACUAAAAGAAACAAAAGUUUUUAUUUGGGACGAAGCACCUAUGGCUUCAAGAUAUGCAUGA